AUGGGAAAGGUGCGUGGGCGAUGCACCGCAUCCUAUAUGAAGGGUAGUCGGCUACGUGACGACCAUCAUGCCUCUUUUAAUCCUUUCCGAAAGAAACCAGAUCCUCCUGGAAACUUUGCGACCAUUGCUAUUGAAAUCACUCCUGAACAUCUUCAAAAGAGGACCGGGGCUAAGGGAACAGGAAGGCAAGAAUAUCUGCAGCAACUUGUUACAGAGUUCCAGAGCACUGAUUCUAAUGAUACUAAGAAGCAGUUGCUGGGAAACUUGGCCAACUUUGCUUAUGACCCAAUCAACUAUGAAUAUUUGAGGGACCUUCAGGUUCCUCUCUUGUUUAUGGAUCAUGUAGCACAUCCUCAUCCGGACCUUCAAGAAUUUGCCAUUGCAGGAAUCUGCAAUCUUGCCCUUGAUCCCAAAAAUCAGGAAGCCAUUUUGUCUGUGCCUGGAUCCUUGACAACCAUCGCAAGGUGCCUCUCAUCAGUGCGAGAAGAGACUGUUCUGUCUGCCUUAACUGCUCUUAUGUUCCUCAUCACUCCUGAAACAAAAACCAGGAUCAUAUCCCCACCCCUUGUUGACUGUCUGCUUCGUCUGAAGAGAAGCAGAAAUCGGCGUCUCUCAAACCUUGCCACGGUUUUUGUUGAAGACUACUGUCCUCCAGCAUUGAUAAAAGCUGUUUUACGAAAUGCAAGCAGUGCUGCAUCAGGUACGGCGAUGGGCCAGCAAGGAAGCAACGACCUCUCAUGUACAACAAAUCUUGGUGCUCUACACAAAGUCAACUCAUCUGUGAUCCAUAAGGCAGAACUGGUGCCAAAAAACCGGAGCCUUUUUGUUUCAUGGAGCGAUGGUUCCAGCUCAGAGUUUCCCUUUGUCUGGCUUAGGGAUAACUGCCAAUGUGCCCAAUGCUUCCAUCCCGACUCCCUUUCACGGACUGUGGAUCUGGAAAAAUUCAAUGUUGACACCUCUGCUAUUGGCCUUCAAAUGGAGAAUGGACAGGAGAAGCUGCAGCUUACCUGGGAUGAUGGACAUGUGAGCCCAUAUGUCCCUUUUUGGCUCAGACAGCGAAGUUUCAACCCCAAGCAUCAAGAAGAAGCAGGUCGGGAGAGGUAUCGGAGAGCACGCAUCACCUGGGACUCCUCCAUGCAGGAGAAACUCCCCCGUGCCUCAUUUCAGAAGAUUCUCAGUGAUGAUAAAAGCCUGUAUGAGUUCUUGCACAACUGGGAGGUGUAUGGC
Darwinula stevensoni is the source of this 1227-nucleotide messenger RNA. NCBI's taxonomy places the organism in Eukaryota, Metazoa, Arthropoda, Ostracoda, Podocopida, Darwinulidae. The record is from the annotation of a GenBank genome assembly.